Molecule: messenger RNA, 2311 nt
Organism: Xiphophorus couchianus (Monterrey platyfish)
Lineage: Eukaryota; Metazoa; Chordata; Actinopteri; Cyprinodontiformes; Poeciliidae
Gene: actr5
Product: actin related protein 5
Exons: 9
Coding region: 18-1892 (624 amino acids)
Source: RefSeq, a predicted model, not a curated record
UGUGACACAUUUCAAACAUGGCUUCUAAAGAUCAACCGGUGUGUCAAAUCUUCUCCUUCCAGGACUGUAAAAUGUCCCCAGACCCAGUCUUCGAGCUCCCGGCCCAGUGCGUGACCCCCACGGCGGCCCCGAUAGUGAUAGACAACGGCUCCUUUCAGACUCGGGCCGGCUGGGCGGCUCCGGCGGCGGAGUUCGACUCUCCGCGGCUGCUUUUCAGGUCGGUGGCGGCUCGCAGCAGAGGGGCCGCCCGCAGCGAAACCCAGAUAGGGAACGACAUCCCGAAUCUGGAGCCACUGCGGUGGCUGCUCAAGAGCCAGUUCGACCGCAACGUGGUGGUGAACUUCGAGAUCCAGGAGCUCAUCUUGGACUAUGUUUUCACCCACCUGGGGCUCAGCUCGGAGGGCAGUGUGGAGCAUCCCAUCCUGAUGACAGAGGCCCCCUGCAACCCACUGCACUGCCGGCAGAUGAUGUCAGAGCUGCUGUUCGAGUGCUACCGCGUCCCGUUUGUGUCUUAUGGCGUGGACGGCUUGUACAGCUUCUACCACAACAACAAUCAGAGGAACCAGCGACCAAACACCGGCAUCAUUCUGUCCUCUGGCUACCACUGCUCUCACAUCCUGCCUGUUGUCAACGGCAGAUUGGACGCUCUGAACUCUAAACGUGUGAACGUGGCUGGAAGUCAGGCGGCUUCCUACCUGCAGCGCCUCCUGCAGCUGAAAUAUCCAGGUCACCUCGCCGCCAUCACACUGAGCCGCAUGGAGGAACUGCUGCAUGGGCACAGCUACGCUGCCGUGGAUUAUCACGAAGAGCUGGAGAAGUGGCGCUGCCCGGAGUUUUAUGAGCGGGAGGUUCACCGGAUACAGCUUCCCUUCUCUGGGAAGGUGCCAGGAGGCUGCGUGAGUGCAGAGGAGCGGCAAGAGAGGCGAGCUCAGCAGCUCCGAAGACUUCAGGAGAUCAACACUCGGCGGCGGGAAGAGAAGCUGCAGCAGGAUCAAGAGAGGCUGGACCGAUUUUUGGCCAUACAAGAGCUGCUGGAGGACGGCCUGUUGGAUCAGUUCCACAAAAGCCUCAUGGAGCUCAACAUGGAUUCAGCCGAGGAGCUGCAGUCGUACAUCAAUAAGCUGCAGCUUGCAGUGGAGCAGGGGAGGCUGAAGCUGCUGCAGAGCGACGGAGGGGAGGGGAAGAUGGAGGUGUCGGAGUUAGAGCAGCCGGUGGAUGAAGGAGACGGAGUGGCACUGAUGGAUUCAGACUUCCCCGAGGACCCGCUGUCAGAAAAAUCCGCCGGCGUCGUUCAGCCCGCCUUCAACAUGGCCGAGUACCACCAGCUGUUUGUGGGGACGGAGCGGCUGCGCUGUCCGGAAAUCCUGUUCCAGCCUUCUCUGAUCGGAGAAGACCAGAUGGGACUGAUGGAGACGCUGCAGUAUGUCCUAGCAAGAUACACUCCUGAGCAGCAGGAGGCGCUGGUGAGUAAUGUGUUUCUGACGGGAGGUAACAUGCAGCACCCUGGCAUGAAGGAGCGGGUGGAGAGGGAGCUGCUGGCACUGAGGCCAUUCCAGUCUCAUUUCAAGGUAACCAUGGCAACCCGGCCAGGCUUGGACGCGUGGUACGGAGCGCGGGACUGGGCGUUGGAGCAUCCAGCCGCAGCAGGAGCAGAAGGCUGGAUUAGCCGGCAGGACUACGAGGAGAAAGGAGGCGAAUAUCUGAGCGAACACUGCGCCUCUAACGUCUUCGUUCCCAUGAAGCUCGCCAAACCGGUUCCUGUUCGUCCCGCCGAGCCCCCUGCGGCUCUUCAGACCCUGACAGGAGCCUCAGCCGCCUCGGCAACCGUUACAGUUGCCCCAGCUCCAUCCUUAUCCACAGAUUCUGCUGACGUCAACAUGGCUGCCUCCUGAAAUGAGAAAUAUUCAUUGAGUGCAGUUUGGACUGACUUGAUGCAUUUAUUUUUUCUUUUGGUUUGAUUUGGUAAAUCCAACCUUUGAGUCCUUUGCGGUUGGACUAUUGCAUUAUAUGACAAAUGUUACUCAAUAUGUUUUGCAGCUGUAGUUUCAACCAAACAUUGCUACAUCUUUUUCCAGUGUUAUAAUUUUAGAGCUUUCCUCAAAGACGUCUCUCAUUCAGACUUUCCUUUUUGAGUCUUUUGUAAAUUUGUAAUUAACGUCUGUAGAAAUGCUGAUCGAAACCUUUCAUAUUGAAUGGUGAUCACCUUUUAAGGUCUAGUUGAAACACGUAUUUCAAUAUUUUGUAACAAAAAACAAAAAAAACAUGAGCUUUCUUUGUUUAUUUGAAUACAGAUUUUUUUAAGUAAAGUUGA